Capsicum annuum is the source of this 1319-nucleotide messenger RNA. Its product is annotated as protein DMP6-like. Gene Ontology annotation, biological process: endomembrane system organization. The coding region runs from base 494 to 1126 and encodes 210 amino acids. NCBI's taxonomy places the organism in Eukaryota, Viridiplantae, Streptophyta, Magnoliopsida, Solanales, Solanaceae. The record is from RefSeq and is a predicted model, not a curated record. The transcript has a single exon.
AUCUACCUAAACAAAAAAAGAUGACUUUAAAGGAAAAGAUGACUGCAACAGAAACAUGCGUCGUCAUCUUCACUUCCACAAAACUCUCCAAGCAACCAUUUUUGAGGUAAAGUGAUGAGUAAAAGACCAACAGAAAGUUCAAAUUUUUUUUUUUCUCAAUAAAUUAAAAGUUUUAAUUUUUUUGAGGUAAAAGGAUAAAAUUCAGUUAAUAAUCUAGAGAAUUUCAGUUCCAUAACUAUAAAGGAAACUUCCCAGGCGUUAAAAGCAACUUUUUGAAUACUUUAUGGCACCAGAUGGUAACUGAAACUCCAAACCUAGAAUACCGGGGAAUGGUUGCUUCUAUUUUCCCUUCUUUCAACUUGCAAGGCAUCAUUAACCAAAGUGCACUCUUAUCUUAUCUAACUUCAGUUAUAAAUAUACCCUCAAAACAAUAAACAUUCCAACACAAAUUUGAGAAGAUUAAAAGGAAAUAUCAACAACGGACUUCAAGGCUAUGGAGAUUAAGGUGGAAAAUGAGACACCUCGGAAUCUUGACCAAGAGAAAGCUCCCCUGCUUGAAAAAUCGGAACUGCCUGAAGUGAAGAAAAACUUGAUACAACAGGCAAUAAGCCAGACAUUUAAAAGCACUGCCCACCUUGCUAAUCUUCUGCCUACUGGGUCUGUUCUUGCUUUUCAAUUUUUAUCACCCAUAUUUACAAACCAAGGGGAGUGUGAUGCGGUUGGCCGGUCCAUGACUGCUGCUCUCGUAGCACUCUGUGGACUGUCAUGUUUCCUAUUGAGCUUCACUGAUAGUUUCAAGGAUCAAAAAGGAAAUGUUUGCUAUGGGUUCGCCACAGUCCGCGGCUUGUGGAUAAUUGAUGGAUCAGCGACUCUCCCACCAGAAGUUGCAGCAAAGUACAAGCUGAAAUUUAUAGAUUUCAUGCAUGCCAUCAUGUCAAUAUUGGUUUUUGCAGCUGUUGCAUUGUUUGAUCAGAAUGUUGUAAAUUGUUUCUACCCCACACCAUCAUAUCAAACACAGGAACUGCUUGCAGCUCUGCCAGUUGCGAUUGGGGUCAUCUGCUGUAUGUUGUUUGUGGCGUUUCCUACGGAACGUCAUGGCAUUGGCUUCCCCCUCACUGCUAACUAAUAUGUUUGUUCUCAGAGACUUGUAGCAUGUGUAUCCUCAUCUUCAUUUUACAUUCAGAGUGGAUUCAUGCUUUGUAUUGAUCUUUCCAUUCAUGUAACAAUGUAACCAUUUUCAUUGCCUUUGACUUAACUUGCCAGAUCAAGCUGUAAAUGAUUUACCAGCAAAUGUACAAAUAAGAAUGCUUGUUUUGGCU